GGCUGAUUUACGGGAAGUGUCCGCAGCUCCUUAAUUUUUAACCAGGCCCGGCCGGACCCGGGCACGCACCCCCGCAGCGGCCGGACCCGCCGGGCCCCGACCCGCCGGCACCCAGGAUGCCCACCACGAUGCUCUGGCUGCCCCUCAUGUGGCUGCUGGCCACAGCCACGGCCACUGUCACCCUGGUGCCCACACCGGAGCCCUCUCCCAGCGCGCUGAAGCUGCUCAGACAGUCCCCGUCGCCGCCGGUGCCGCCCCGUCCUCCCCCCUCCCCACGGGGGGACGCGGGAGCCCCCGUGCUGCCCCCCCGGGACCACCCCGAGCUGCUGCCUGCCCUGGCUGCCCCCCUCGAGGCCACAGCCCCACCCAGCCCCGCAGCGCCCGAGGGGGCACCCAUGGAGCCGAGCACCACGGGCAACGGGAGCGCGGCAGCUCCAGCACCCGGCAGCAUCAGGGACAGCCCCGGCACCCCCGGCCCCAGCGCCCCGCCGUGCCCCGGGGACGGGGAGCCGGCCGAGGCGUGCGGGGAGCCCACGGUGGAGCAGCGGGCAGCCGUGGCUGAGGCAGUCGCCACCUUCGCCCUCCGGUUCUACCAGCGCAUGGCAGAGGCUGCGCGGCCAGACGCCAACCUGCUCUUCUCCCCCAUCACCGUGACCAUGGGGCUCUCGCACCUUCUGCUGGGCGCCCGUGGUGAGACCCGAGAGCGCUUGGCUGCCGUCCUGGCGUACCCCCCGGGGCUGGGCUGCGUGCACAGCGCCCUGCGGCUCCUCGCCACCGCGCCCGGUCUCUUCUCCACCACCCAGAUCUUCCACCACCCAGACCUGCACCUCCGGACCCGCUUCCUCAAUGAGUCCUGGCACUUCUACAACACCCACCCGCGGGCGCUGAGCGGCAACGAGAGCCUGGACCUGCAGCGCAUCAACGCCUGGGUGCGCAAUGCCAGCCGGGGGCUGCUGCCAGAGCUCCUGUCCACGCUGCCCCCCGAGCCCCGGCUGGUGCUGCUCAGCGCGGUGCACCUCCAGGCCGCCUGGCUCACGCCGCUGGAUGUGAAGCAGACGGUGCCGCUGCCCUUCCUGCGCCCCGGGCGCCCCCCGCGCCUGGUGCCCACCAUGACCAGUAAGAAGUACCCGGUGGCCUCUUUCAUCGACCCCCACCUGCAGGUCCAGGUGGGCCGCCUGGCGCUGCGGGGAGCGCUGAGCCUGGUGCUGCUGCUGCCGCUGGGGCCGCCGGGGGCGCUGGGGGCGCUGGAGCGCGCGCUGGACCCCCCCGCGCUGCUGCGGCUGCUCCGGCGCGCGGCCAGCGCCCCCCCCCGCGCCGCCGCCCUCGCGCUGCCGCGCGUGCGCCUCGACGUGCCGCUGGACGUGGUGGCGCUGGUGCACGACAUGGACUUCGGGCUGUUCCUGGACGCGGAGCUGUGCGGGCUGGCGCGGGGCCCGGCCGUGGCGGUGGACGCUGCGCGGCACCGCGCGGUGCUGGCGCUGGACGAGGCCGGCGUGGAGGCCGCGGGGGCCAUGGCCACGUCGGUGGCGCGCUCGGCCCCGCUGCUGGAGGCGCUGCGCCCCUUCCUCUUCGUCCUGUGGCACGACAGCGCCGACGUCCCCGUCUUCAUGGGCCGCCUCAGCGACCCCCCGCCCUGACCCCCCAUCCCUCCCUCCCUGCCUCCUCCGUCCCUCCGUCUAUUCCUGCUUCUUUCUCUCCCUCCAUCCCUCCCUCUGUCCCUCUCUGCCUCCUUCCCUUUUUCCUCGUCCCCCUUGUCCCUAUUUUCCUGCCUCCUUCCUCCCAUUUCUCCAUUUCUCCCUCCAUCUCUCCUUCUUUUCCCUUCUCCAUCCCUUGUCCCUCCAUCUCUCCUUCCUUUCUCCCUCCCUCUUUCCUUCCAACCACCCUCCAGCCCCAUCCUUCCCUCUUCCCCCCCCUUCUUCCCUCCAUCCUUCCCCCCACUUCCUCUUCUCCCUCUCUUCCUCUUUCCCCCCAUCCUUCCUUCCCUCCCUCUCCCUUUCCCUCCCCAUCUCCACUUCACCCCCAGCCCCACAGAGCACUAUGGGGGGGGUGUGUCCCCCGUGCCUCAGUUUCCCAACCAGCUCCAGCCCUCAAUAAACGCCCUGAGCUCUG
Molecule: messenger RNA, 2109 nt
Organism: Strigops habroptila (Kakapo)
Lineage: Eukaryota; Metazoa; Chordata; Aves; Psittaciformes; Psittacidae
Gene: SERPING1
Product: serpin family G member 1
Exons: 8
Coding region: 117-1637 (506 amino acids)
Biological process (GO): negative regulation of endopeptidase activity
Molecular function (GO): serine-type endopeptidase inhibitor activity
Source: RefSeq, a predicted model, not a curated record